Molecule: messenger RNA, 630 nt
Organism: Solanum stenotomum
Lineage: Eukaryota; Viridiplantae; Streptophyta; Magnoliopsida; Solanales; Solanaceae
Exons: 5
Coding region: 25-630 (201 amino acids)
Source: RefSeq, a predicted model, not a curated record
AUGAAACUAAAAUGACAUAUUCAAAUGCACAUAGGAACGUCGAAUAGAUUUGUUGGUUUGACGAGCAAAUUCAAUACAACAAUUGAAAUCAAUCCUCCAUAUCCACAAGCUGCUGAGUUAAGGACGUGGGUCAAAACAAUUGAAACAAAGCUUGUUUCUUAUAAGAUGAAAAAUACAACUCCAAUAGGCUCUAUUAUGUUGAUUCCAUUUGAGGAUGAAGUUAUAUCUGUGGCUAACAUCCAGGCACAACCUCCGGGACAAGUAUUUAAUGUUGAGGCUGAAUUGUCCCUUGCAAGUAAGGACCAACGCUUUAGUGUGUUAGCAUGCUCAAAUUGUAAGCAAUUGUUCACGAGAUAUAAUGUGCGAAGGGAAAUAUACUGCACAAGUUGUCACCGAUCCACACAUCUUAUUCCUAGAUGUCAAUUUGAAGUUACUAUUAAGGACAACAGCGGUUUUGCAACAGCUAUUAUUUCGGAUGAAAUUGCAGAGAAAAUGUUGCACCUCACUUCAGAAGAAAUUUAUGAAAUUUGCUUCGUCAAGCCAUUGGCUGAGAACUUUAUGCCUAAGCUGUCAUGCGCACCUACCACAAUAGGCGUCACCGUUUUAGAACUGCUACAUGUGUGGCUCUAA